AUGGCUUCCCGCCGGCUCGCACUCAACCUGCGGCAAUCGAUGCGCUCCCGCGCCGCCAUCAAUGCCGUAAAGACAUCGAGAGCCUCGCCCUUGACCCGCGGCCUGGCCACGCCCGUCUCCUACGGCGCAAAGACUGAGUCGACGACACUUGGCAAUGGCUUCACGAUUGCUACCGAACACUCUCCAUGGGCCCAGACAUCGACCGUUGGUGUGUGGAUUGAUGCUGGUAGCCGCGCCGAGACAGACGAGACCAACGGAACUGCACACUUCCUCGAGCACCUUGCUUUCAAGGGUACCCAGAAGCGCACACAGCAGCAAUUGGAACUCGAGAUAGAAAACAUGGGCGGCCAUCUCAACGCCUACACUUCGCGCGAAAACACCGUCUACUACGCCAAGGCCUUCAACAAUGACGUCCCGGCUGCCGUCGACAUUCUCUCCGAUAUCCUCCAAAACUCCAAGCUCGAGGCCCAGGCUAUUGAGCGCGAGCGUGAUGUCAUUCUCCGCGAGCAGGAAGAAGUCGACAAGCAGCUUGAAGAGGUUGUUUUCGAUCACCUACACGCCACUGCUUUCCAGGGCCAGCCCCUCGGCCGCACCAUUCUCGGACCCAAGGAGAACAUUCAGAGCAUCCAGCGCGCCGACCUCGAAAACUACAUCAAGACCAACUACACUGCCGACCGCAUGGUUCUCGUUGGUGCUGGUGGCAUUCCUCACGAGCAAUUGGUCGAGCUUGCCGAAAAGUACUUUGCCAACCUACCCGCCGAGCCCCAGGACUACUCUGCCAAGUCUCUCGCGGCUGAGCAGAAGCAGAAGCCCGACUUUAUUGGAUCAGAAGUCCGCCUCCGUGACGACACCAUGGGUACCGCCAACAUUGCCAUUGCUGUCGAGGGUGUGAGCUGGAGCGACCCCGACUACUUCACUGCUCUCGUCACACAAGCUAUUGUCGGUAACUGGGACCGUGCCAUGGGCACCUCAGACUACCUUGGCAGCAAGCUCAGCAACUUUGUCUCGCAGAAUGCUCUGGCCAACAGCUUCAUGAGCUUCUCCACCAGCUACUCGGACACUGGUCUCUGGGGCAUCUACCUAACCAGCUCCAACCUCACCCAACUCGACGACCUCGUCCACUUCACCCUUCGCGAAUGGACCCGCCUCUCGAUGAACGUGACGUCCGCCGAAGUGGAGCGCGCCAAAGCCCAACUCAAAGCCUCGCUCCUCCUCGCCCUCGACGGCACCACGGCCGUCGCAGAGGACAUUGGUCGCCAAAUCGUCACCACCGGUCGCCGGUUAGCACCAGAGGAGAUUGAGCGCGUCGUUGGUCGCAUCUCGGAGAAGGAUGUGAUGCAAUUUGCUCGCAACAGGCUUUGGGAUAAGGAUGUGGCGGUCUCGGCCGUCGAAAUGCAAGCGAGGCAGUGA
Pyrenophora tritici-repentis Pt-1C-BFP is the source of this 1410-nucleotide messenger RNA. Its product is annotated as mitochondrial-processing peptidase subunit beta. The record is from RefSeq and is a predicted model, not a curated record. Gene Ontology annotation, molecular function: metalloendopeptidase activity; metal ion binding. NCBI's taxonomy places the organism in Eukaryota, Fungi, Ascomycota, Dothideomycetes, Pleosporales, Pleosporaceae. Gene Ontology annotation, cellular component: mitochondrion.